Molecule: messenger RNA, 2724 nt
Organism: Cyphellophora attinorum
Lineage: Eukaryota; Fungi; Ascomycota; Eurotiomycetes; Chaetothyriales; Cyphellophoraceae
Exons: 1
Coding region: 1-2724 (907 amino acids)
Source: RefSeq, a predicted model, not a curated record
AUGGUCGCCAGACGUGGUCCAACACUACGCCUUAUUAUUCCUCCAUUCGGUACACCUGUGGAAGCCUCGAGUCGGCCCGGCGCCACUCCCUUCCCACAUCUCCCAACCAGUAUCGACUCUUAUACCGAACUGGCUGCCGAGGAAAUGUCACUUGCCAUGUUCGAGCCUUUGGAGCGGGUCCAGGCUCGCUCGCCUUGGAGCGAGGGAGCCGCGACUAUCCAGGAGACGCCAUACAGUAUGUACCCUGACAGUUGGUCGCCCGACCCGAAUGGUCCACGACCGCCUCUGUACCGGCCACUGACCAAGAAGCAGGACUCAUUCGAGCCUUUGCCUCUUCCAGCUUUCUCCCCCUGUGCUUUAGGCGAGUGGCCGAAUGGCAACGCUGUCUGUUCGCCGACACAAGAGUACGAGAAGGAGUCGAGUGACAUGUACGGUGACGAUGAACACUGGCUGGACGCUGAGCUCUGUGAACCACCUGCUAUACUCGCCAUCCCAAGUCUCGAAGAUAGUCAGGAAGUCCACCCACCAGCAUUCCGCUUCUUGUCUCCCACGACUGAAGGAAUGAUCGAGGACUUCCUUGCUGAUCUCGACCUGCCAGACUUCGAGGAGGACACGUUGUCACUCUUGCUACGAGAUACAAGCCCUGAUGCUUCCUCAAUCUCCAGCUCAGAGGCACUGUUCCGCCAGUUGCUGGGCGAAGUCAAACAUCCUCAGCCCAACCAUCCGCCAACCUUGCCACCCAUCGUUACGUCGUCGGGCCUAAUCCAGCUCACGUUCGACCAGCAGUCUCAGCCAAGCUUGACAAGUUCCGAGAUCCUCUUCGGACCUCACAGUAAGUUUCCUGACUUGAUCGAUUGCCCCAUCCCGCCAGAGUUCCUCGGGUUUGUGCCUCUCAAGAGCAGCGAGACUCUGUUCGACAUUGACAAUUUCGAGCAGUCCAAUGUUCUCGAGCCCGGCGAUCUGGAAGGCUCGUUUGACGUUGAUGCCAUCAAUCAGGAAAUUGCCGGAGCACGCGAGCGCGAGCAGUUAUUCACAAACGGUGCGAAGCCUGCGAAGAACGAAUGGCAGUGGUCUGACACGCCGAUAAAGCAAGAAUACCGCCAAGAAACAUUGGACCGGCCGACAAGCACCCUCUGGAAACACGAGACGCCUGAAGCAGAUAUCCUAGCAGCGAUUGCAGACUGGGUAGAAUGGGAAGGUCGUCGCGCCGACUCUUGCUACAAGAAAGUCCUUGACAAAGUCAUGGAGAUAGUGAUCUUCUCAGACAACUACGACAACCUCCUGUCUACACUGCAAGACGACAACGUUGAAGUCAGCGACACCGGGAUCGUGCUCAAACUGGUUCAUUUGAUCAAAGUGAACUACCUGGACGUCAAAGACCUGGGUGAUGGGAUCGAGGCACCAUUCACGACGUUCGGCGAGUUCAUGCGCAAGGUGAAAAAGCUGAUAGCUAACAUUCAGACGCUCUUCCCAGAAGUGCACAUCCCGAGUCUCGACGUCGAGUCAUCUUGCUCUUCGAGCAGCAGUGACAGCUGGAUUCCACACAAUCCUCUGCCCAUGUGGCCACUUUGGAUCAGUGAGUUCGUCUCAGAAGAACCGCUUAAGUUGGACACAUCAGAGGCCGAGGUUCUGAAGCGCCAAACGGAAGAGCUCGCUCGUGUCUUGCUCGAGCAGAAAGUUCUGGGAAUCAUUAAGCCGGAGGACGUGGAAGUUGAAGAGAUCGACUGGAAAGCAUUCUUUGCUCGAAAAUCGAAGUCUAACGACUCGAAGCCGACGGAAGAUGACGAUCCGCCUGCGAGCUUGUUGGUUGACAAAGAGCACGGCUCGGACAGCACAUCACCUCCACCAUCGAUCAUCAGCAGCUCGGCGCCACUGAUAUCGCGUGCCUUCCCAGCUGCGUUCCCUUGGUUCAGUCCCUUGGAUACCGACCGCUCGGAGUCAUCGACUUCGAUUCGGAAACGUGGGCGACCUACCUCGGUGGCAUCGGAUCGCUCCGGUGCCUUAAGCUCGACUGGUAUCACUUCAUCGGACAUCGGAAGCCUCGACUCGUCGCUCGCCAACAGCCUCAUGUCAGUGGAAAUUACCAGUGGCAGCCCUUUGGACGCUAGUACCUUCGGACUGCCCCUUCCAUCACCAGUGCCUGCCGAGCUCGGGGCCUUUAACGCUGAUCUAGACGCCGUCAACGCCGAAAGUUCCGCUUGCGAUACUCGAUGGCACGACCUUACCCAGGAGUACAUCCACACCGAACUUGACCGUCUUGCUGAGCAGACUGCCCUGGCUAACAAGCUCUCUGACGCUGUCGCUGAUUUCUCCGCAACACACAAGGAGAUCCAAGAGGUCCUCGAUGAUCAAAUUCGGGACCUGGCUCAUAUUGCGACAGUGUACGACUCAGACGAGGCGGAGUGGCUUCUGCAGAAAGCGCUGGGUACUCGAGAUCAAGUCACGCACUUCUACCGGUCCGCUAUAAGCGCGGUAGCCGGUAAUAGUAUCGACUUUCUGCGUUUCAGUAAGGAACGCCACGAUCAAGUCUCACAGCUUGUAUGCAACUGGAACUCUCAGUACGAUGAUUUGCACUCGCUGAUGAUCGGCUACGACGCGCUGAUGUCUGAGGACAAGGAUCAUGCCAAGAAGGCUGCGAGGAAGGCAGCCCGUGGCCUCCGGCGAUGGGAGAUGGGAUUUGAGUAUCUCGAGAACUGGAGCGCGGAGGAUAGAGAGUCUCGUUAG